Molecule: messenger RNA, 315 nt
Organism: Aspergillus aculeatinus CBS 121060
Lineage: Eukaryota; Fungi; Ascomycota; Eurotiomycetes; Eurotiales; Aspergillaceae
Exons: 2
Coding region: 1-315 (104 amino acids)
Source: RefSeq, a predicted model, not a curated record
AUGCUGUACCAAUUCAACGACCUAUACGUCGCUCCCUAUGUUUGGACAAAGGGGAUCGAUGGUGGCACCAUCGACAGCAAAUCUGGCAUCAUCCCGACGGACAGAGUGCCCGAUACCACGAAGCUGGAGAAUGCAUUGAGACCCACCGAAACCGUCACUCUCCGUCGCAAGAGCUGGAAAUAUGCGAACCGAGACGAGUUUGAGUCCUGCAUGACGAAACAAGACCAUAUUCUCCGGACUCUGACCAUGCACCCUUAUUUCAGGACGCAUGCCACAGAGUCUCUGUGGAUAAGCUGCUCGACUCAGGUCAAAUAA